Messenger RNA from Funneliformis caledonium, 321 nucleotides. NCBI's taxonomy places the organism in Eukaryota, Fungi, Glomeromycota, Glomeromycetes, Glomerales, Glomeraceae. The record is from the annotation of a GenBank genome assembly.
AUGGCAUCUUCGGCCGUAAGGUGUCCAAAUUGUUUGGAUCCUACUCCAACGAUUAACCAAUAUAAAGUGCAAAAUCAAUUGUCACUGUUCUUUAUCCCUAUUUGGCGAACCAAAGCAAAAUAUUUAUGGAUUUGUGAUCGUUGCAAAUGGACAGGGCUUUCUAGACCCGAAGAACAAGUUAGAGAAGAAACUGUGCUUGGACAGCAGAAUCCUCCACUGCCAACUUUGGGGUUGACUCGUUGUACUAAUUGUAACAUGGAGAUUAAUAAUAUCUCUGGACAAAUGAGAUUUUGCCCAUACUGCGGAUCAAAAUAUCUCUGA